This is a messenger RNA of Drosophila subobscura, 383 nucleotides long. RefSeq lists its product as uncharacterized. The coding region runs from base 78 to 185 and encodes 35 amino acids. The transcript is spliced from 2 exons. The record is from RefSeq and is a predicted model, not a curated record. Lineage: Eukaryota; Metazoa; Arthropoda; Insecta; Diptera; Drosophilidae.
UAAUGAAAGUUCUUGAGGCCUAAUGUCCGGCUAAUGGAUGUGAGGCGGCGUCCGUUCCUUGCCCCUCGGACCCCACAAUGUGCCCCGUAACGCAAAUCGAAUUGCUCUGCACCAUUAUCCUUGAGAAAAGGAAACUUCGUAUAGCCAAGGCCCCACCAACAAAGCGGAAAAAGUAUCGCAAAUAAAAGCGCGCGGCGCGGGAAAACCCCACAAAAGGAAAUUUAUAUUUUGUGACGGUUUCGGUCUUCGAUUGCAAGAGUUUCAAAAUCAAAAUUGAGGAAUACCAAUUAGAGGAUAAGGCUACUUAAGGAUCAACAAACAAACAAACAAACAAAAAACACCAAAUCUAUAGACGGUUAUUUUGGCCAAGACAGCAACAAACA